CUGGUUGAUCUCAAAGGACUCACAACCCGUUCCACAAGAAGUUAUAUAAGCCAAUACAAAGAAGAAAACUCCUUACACCAGAAAAAAUGAUGAAGUUUUCUUCUCUUCUUGUGCUUUUCUUUAUUUUCCCGAUCGCGUUUGCUCAACUGAGAGUCGGGUUUUAUAGCCAGUCAUGCCCACAAGCUGAGACUAUCGUACGCAAUCUGGUGCGCCAACGGUUUGGUGUUGACCCAACCGUCACUGCCGCUUUGCUCCGUAUGCAUUUCCACGACUGCUUCGUCAGGGGUUGUGACGCUUCUCUCCUCAUUGACUCAACCAAUUCUGAGAAAGCCGCUGGACCAAACGGAAGCGUCAGAGAAUUUGACCUGAUCGACCGGAUCAAGGCUCAGCUAGAGGCUGCAUGCCCCUCUACAGUCUCAUGUGCUGACAUCGUCACAUUGGCUACACGUGACUCGGUGGCCUUAGCCGGAGGCCCGAGCUACAGCAUCCCCACAGGAAGGCGCGACGGUAGGGUCUCGAACAAUGUGGACGUGGCCUUACCUGGUCCAACAAUCUCAGUCUCCGGAGCCGUGAGUUUCUUCACCAACAAAGGGUUGAACACGUUCGAUGCUGUGGCUCUUUUGGGUGCACAUACCGUUGGUCAAGGAAACUGUGGUCUCUUCAGCGACCGAAUCACUAAUUUCCAAGGUACCGGACGACCCGAUUCAUCCAUGGACCCUGCUUUAGUUACCAGCCUAAGAAACACAUGCAGAAAUAGUGCGUCAGCGGCCCUAGACCAGUCGACUCCAUUGAGAUUCGACAACCAGUUCUUCAAGCAGAUCCGUAGAAGAAGAGGAGUGUUGCAGGUUGACCAACGGCUCGCAACUGACCGACAGACUCGUGGCAUUGUGGCUAGGUACGCUAACAACAACGCCUUCUUCAAGCGUCAGUUCGUUCGAGCAAUGGUGAAGAUGGGAGCCGUUGAUGUGCUUACUGGCCGUAACGGUGAGAUCAGGAGAAACUGCAGAAGAUUCAACUGAUGAGCUUGAUUUAUACAGCAAAAGUGUGGAUAUAAUACUACAUUUGAAACAUAUAUAUAGUUUCAAAUCCUCUUUAUAUUUUCUAAUUCAUUUUUGGUUUUGGUUGGGGUUUUAUUGCAUGAAUAAGGCUUUUCUUAAGACUUUUGAGAAAAUUACUAUAUAUUAUAAUGUUGGUCUGCAUUUGGAUAAUGUAUCUUAACUAUACGAAUAUUUUGUGGUAUUGACAAUAUUGAUUUAUAUCUUAUCAUUGUUAAUCAUAUACUGUAUGUAUGAAUUUUAUUUUUCAUUCUUGUUUUGUUCUCUAAAUGUGUAAGAGUGUGAACUUGGCUUUCUUAAUGAAGGAUACAAUAACAUUAA
Molecule: messenger RNA, 1376 nt
Organism: Camelina sativa (false flax)
Lineage: Eukaryota; Viridiplantae; Streptophyta; Magnoliopsida; Brassicales; Brassicaceae
Product: peroxidase 57-like
Biological process (GO): hydrogen peroxide catabolic process; response to oxidative stress
Molecular function (GO): heme binding; peroxidase activity
Source: RefSeq, a predicted model, not a curated record